This is a messenger RNA of Boeremia exigua, 1959 nucleotides long. RefSeq lists its product as uncharacterized. The record is from RefSeq and is a predicted model, not a curated record. NCBI's taxonomy places the organism in Eukaryota, Fungi, Ascomycota, Dothideomycetes, Pleosporales, Didymellaceae. The transcript has 7 exons. Gene Ontology annotation, cellular component: microtubule; membrane; cytoplasm. The coding region runs from base 1 to 1959 and encodes 652 amino acids. Gene Ontology annotation, molecular function: GTPase activity; microtubule binding.
AUGCAGAUUUGGAGUAGCCGCAACGGACCUGUCCGUUACCUCCUACUUACGCAGGACCGCUCCAUUCUAUUAGAGUUUUCAGGCUGUGCUUAUCUCGCCAACGGAUUCGAGGAUACUAUUGACGAGGUAAGCAUAGCGAAGGGUGUUCAAUACAACCUGGACAUCGGCAUCAAACAGAAAAAGCGCCCAUGGUUGGUUGAAAUGGGGCAAUUGAUAUACGAGCUCACUGGUCGUCAUCAGAACAUAGUCGUUGGGCUUGAGCGUCUGAAUGCUGGCAAACUAGUCGAGCUCGCAAAGGCAAUCAAAUCUUCAGAGGAGAUUGAAUGCAUCCAGAAGUCUUUGCGCGCAACAGAAAGAGGUGUUUGCAUACUGCGCACAGUAAUUCAGCCUUACCAAACUGAGAAUGAGCUCCGGUCUAUUCUACACAAAGCGGUCAUUGAGAGCAACGGCGAUUGUUGCGAGACCCGCUUGCUCAACUCUGGACAGCGUUCAGCCCCGUGGUUUCAGGAGACCUCCGAUGCUGUCAUUGAUAGAGAUACGCUGAUUUGUCUCAAUACGGACGUUGUUGGAUGCUACGGGUAUUAUGCAGAUUUUUCACAGACAUUCCGUGCGGGUCCUGGCAUGCCUUCGCUUGCGCAAAAGCAACUCUAUCGCGAUGCAUACGAAAUGUUGAAUCACAACAUCAGCAUCCUGCGUCCAGGUAUGGCGUUCAAAGAAUUUGCCGAUAGUUCUUGGCUUAUCCCUGAGAAACACCGGAAGAAUCGAUACUGCGCCAUCAGUCACGGCGUAGGCUUGACCGGUGAAUAUCUUACCUGUACAGCAAAAGAGAUUUCGAUGAAUUUGGAUACGAUGGGAUUAUCGAGGCUGCAGCAGGGUAAAAAAAUUUUAAGGGAAGAGAUCAUUACUGACAUUCAAGACCCCACCAAAUAUCAAACUGAACAAGAUCGAGCAGUCAUCAGAAAACUGUUUCAAUCCUAUAUCCCAGACAAGCGUGCCAUUAUAUUGACUGUCAUGAAUGCUCGGAACAGCCUGGCCAACCAAGAAGUAUUCUCCAUGGCUCGUACAGCCGAUCCAGAAGGCAAGCGCACCGUAGGAAUCGUUUUCAAAUGCGAUGCAUUGCAGGCUGGCGAUGAAUUUGGAGUGUGUGGAUAUGAUGAUGGAUCGAGGAAGCGCAAGCACUACUUUCAGACAGGUUGUCAGAAUAGCAAAGAACGAGAUCGAGAGGCUCACGCACGGUUGUCCAUAUUAGGUGGUCUUCUGUAUAAUCAUAUCCGAAACGAAUUUCCCAAGAUGGUCAAGGAGAUCGCAAGGCUUGCAGCAAGUACUCAAAAGGACUUAGGGCUGCUUGGUCCCUCGCAUCAGACUGCUGCAGAACAGAGGCGCUUCUUAAUGCGUCUUGCGAACGCGUACCAGCCAAACGUUUCAAAUGCCUCGAGCGGCAACUACAAUUCAGACAUAGAAGGCAAUAGCACUGUUAAGCUUCGUAUGCAUAUCACCUGGCUUAGCAACGGCUUUGCAAAGGCCAAAGAACAGCUGGCCCAACUUCUAACGGACGAGAGAGGCGGUAUCCUCCAAACUGUGAAACACUACUCUGCCGACAAUCUGUCCAACAAUAGGCAAGAGCGGGUUCUGGCUAGGCUGAAAGCUGCUGCACUCAAGGAUGGUGUCCGCUUCAAUAUGGCAGAAGUAAUAGAGAAAGUGCACCUUAGCAACAAGGAUCAGGCUGCUAACAACAUCCAUGACAUUCUAAAGGCUUACUACAAAGUAGCUAUAAAGCAAUUCACUAACAAUUUCGUCUUGCAAAUCACUGAACGACAUCUGCUUGAGGCAGGAGGUUCGGUAAAGACACUGUCUCCAGACAUAAUCGCAAACCUCGAAAAAACCAACUUAAUGGAUAUUGCGGGUGAGAACUUUACAACCUCGAGCGCUAGAAACGAAUUCGUCAUCGAGUCUAGUUGA